Ectocarpus siliculosus is the source of this 2198-nucleotide messenger RNA. NCBI's taxonomy places the organism in Eukaryota, Phaeophyceae, Ectocarpales, Ectocarpaceae. The record is from the annotation of a GenBank genome assembly.
CGGUAAAUGGUAAAUAAAUGCGGUACAUGUAGCACUGCCGUAGCGCUGUAGCACUUCCCCUUCGUCGACUAGAGCAAGCAGUAUGUCUCUGUCCGCGUGUCGCCAUGCCUUGCGCCAGCGUGGUUCAAUCGUUCUUCUCCGACACAGUAGCACCGCAGCAGCUUCGAAGCGGAAGCCGAUCGCCGUGAUAAAAUCAGCAGCAGGGACAAUCUCCGAUGCUCGCCAUGUGCACAACAGCUCAGCGCGGUGGCAGCAGCAAGCGGCAGCCGGGCAGGGAGAGAAAGGGUGGACUGGAGGCGACGGCGGCGAACGAGGAGGCCAUGCAGGAGCUAGAAUACUCGGCAUUGUAGUAUUCUCGUCCCUAGUAGGAGCUACGGCAUGCCUGGGAACGUGGCAGGCAAUGCGCUACUCGUGGAAGCUGGACUUGAUCGAAAGCAGGAAGGCCAGAAUGGAAUUCGAGCCCGUCGAUCUUCCUGAAGGUCUAGAAGGCGCCACGCUGGCUACGAUGAUGGAUGUCUUGGACAAGGAAGCAGAUGGGAAGGCGUCGAAGGGGCCGAACGGAGAGACUCUGGGGGGGAGUGAGGAGGGAAAGGGUUUGCUGGAGAGUUUGGAGGGCAGGCGGUUGCGGGUGACCGGGGUUUUCGAUCACGGCAAGGAGGUGCUAGUCGGACCCAGAGGAGCUCCACCGGGCAUGAAGGCAACGUCGGGGCCGUCCUCCAUGGCCCCGAGCCCCAUGGGCGACUUCGUCCACACCCCGCUCAAGAGGGGAGACGGCUCCGUGGUGCUCGUAAACAGGGGAUGGGUACCUCGCUCCAAGGGGCCCCAAUGGUCUCGCCCGGAGGGAGAAGUCACUAUGGUUGGCGUCUUGAAGGCCGCGGAGAAGCGGUCCACGUUUUCUCCUGACAACAAGCCCGAGACCCGCCACCUGUUGUGGGCGGAAAAGGCUGCGCUGCUGCAGGCGGCGGGGUUGGGCCAACACGGGGCCGAGGAGGGGGUGCAGUCGGUGCCCAUAUUGAUGGAAGCGGUCGGCGAAGAGGACGGCGACAAGAAGACCAUGCCCAUGGCGAAAAAGCCUAAACACUUUGGGGAUUUCUACGUCACGCCUCAGACUCACCUCAUGUACUCGGCCACUUGGUACGCCCUCGCGGCUGCGGGCUGCGCGCUCACGUGGGCGAGAUUUCGCAGGAGAGGGCCGGCCGCGUUUCCAACGGCCAAGCCUCCGGGAAUUUGAGUGCAUUGCUUUGCGCAGCAGUAUCCAGCGUUCAACUGCAAAGUCUGUUGAGGGUGAUUCAGAGGUAGCAGUCCGUUCUCCCUGAGAUCAUGGAAUUCUUUGAAAGAGUACGUUGAGAGGAACGGCACUCGGUUGGAUCUUCCAGCCAGUGCAUCUCCGAUCAAUUGCGAUUCUGUCAUUUUGUCAUCUUUCCACCCUUCCAGAGAGUAGACACCAAAAUGUUGCGAAUCAUUUUUGUUCCUCUAGUAAGCGCUGAACGAACCUGGCCUUGAGGUAAAAAAAGGAACCAAACAACAACUGUAAGUACCUCUUCGUGCUGACCUUGGUUGCCGAACCAGGCAUUGCAUUUCGGGCGUAGUCAGAGGACCUACGAAAGAGCCUGCGAGGCGCGUGCCCCAUGUCGGGGCGUCGCGUCGCUCUGUUCUGUGCCAAGACUUUCGGCGACUUUUAAGAGGAUUUGGGAACAUGAAAUGGGUACCAGCGAACAGAUAACACCGGUAUUCUAGUGCUUAUUGACUCCAGGCCGGCCUUCUCUUCAUCUCGGGCAGGCGUGCUAAGAUCUGGGUUGUUUUACUACAUUUCCUACACUAGCUCAACGCUAACACCUGGCCCAUCGGGGCACCUCAGGGAUAAUUACAAUACCAAGGAAAUCAGCACGUACAAAACAACAUUUCACCAUUCCGUCCACCUCGCUGGACGAAAUCAGUUCAUUCUAUCCUGUGGAGAUCACCAACAUUCCUUCUCAAGAAGAAGACCUCCACACAGGGAGAGAGGGACGAAAGACAACGAACUGCUGUACAGAUCAUUUAGCGCAGCAAACAAGCAACAACCGCCACCAAAACGUUUAGACUCGAUCAAGUGCGCAGCCGGGAAUCGACCUUGGAAUACAUCUAUGUGUCCAGCAGAUGCAGGAAAACACUCGCCGUGCCAAACAGCAUUGAGUCUGCCCUCGGUGCCAAACCGAUCC